UUAUAAAAGUCUAAAAUGACCGUGUGCAGCUUCUUUCUCCAGGGCCGCUGCAGAUACGGAGAUAAAUGCUGGAAUGAACAUCCGGAGGCGAAAGGAGGAGGAGGAGGAGGAGGAGGAGGAGAUUAUAGAGGAAACCAGCAGAGCAACAGAGGAGGCUUUGGAAAUCGAGUGUGGAUAAACCCCUCUCAACGGACCGGUGGUGGCGAUUACAUCCAGGCCUCAACGUUUUCUCGUGGUGGUGGUAAUGACUGGAACAGAGGUGGUGGGACGAGAGACACCAAAAGCUCUGAUUUCAGCUUCUCCACCCAGAACAGAUUCUCAGCACUCAACACUAACAGUAACUUUGAUAAAGGAGGACAAAACUCAGCGGAUGACAAUGCAAAACAUGUUGAAACAAUCCAGCAAGAUAUGGAGUCCUGGCAGAUUUCUGGCCAGUGGCCAUUUUCAUGUUAUUCUGUUCUCAAGACACAGAUCUCAGGGUUCGUUGAGUUGUCUCCUGAAGAGCUGAGACUGGAAUAUUACACUAGCAGUGCAUCUGGUGACCUGCAGGCUUAUGAGAACUCAGUGCAGCAGCUGGCCAACCAAUGGAGGAGCAGAGUUCAAGAACUCCAAACUAUGAGCAGCUCCACUCAGAUCAGUGUGAUUUCAGAGCUCAAUAACUCCAGUUCUCAAACAUCAUCACAUGGGUUUGGAUCAUCAGGCUUUGGGUUCAGCUCGACCGCAUCUGGCAUCGGAACUGGAGGGUUUGGCUCGGGCUCUCAGAGCAGCAGCACUUUUAGCUUUGCCACGCCCGGAAUUGGUUUCGGUGCAUCAAAUACCCAGCAAGCAUCUGGAUUCAGCUCUACGUCCACCACAGCUCAGCCCUCGACGGGUUUCGGCAGUUCCGCUCCUUCUGCGGCGUCCUUUUCCUUUGCAGCUCCAGACGUGGCAAAUAAACCCAGCACGGGAGCGUUCGGCUCAGCCACGGCGUUCAGCUUCAAAUCGCCCUCUUCCGGUAGCUCUGCGGGAGGGUUUGGCAGCGGGUUUGGGUCAGCGGCACCAGCAGGGGGUGUCAGUGUGAGUCAGAGCAGCGGCAGUUUGUUUGGUGGAGCGGCAGGCAUUGGGAAUACUGGGAAUGCUGCGGACAAUCUCUUCACAGCUCAGAGUGAUCUGACCCCUGACGAACUGAAGGAAUUCACAGCGAAACGCUUCACACUGGGACAAAUCCCCCUUAAACCGCCUCCCGCUGACCUGCUCAUGGUCUGACACGGACUCUGGUGGUUUGGGAGCGGGUCUUUCGAAUACAAUAUUA
Molecule: messenger RNA, 1291 nt
Organism: Myxocyprinus asiaticus (Chinese sucker)
Lineage: Eukaryota; Metazoa; Chordata; Actinopteri; Cypriniformes; Catostomidae
Gene: nup42
Product: nucleoporin 42
Cellular component (GO): nuclear envelope
Molecular function (GO): nuclear export signal receptor activity; metal ion binding
Source: RefSeq, a predicted model, not a curated record